CCACACAACCCACCCACCAUCUCCCCUCAGCAGCUUUAUGGCCUCUUUUUGAGCCUCUCCUCAUCUUUUCUUCUUCACUGUGUUGUUUCAGAAGAAGGGGAGAUCAUAGUGCAACGCGAGAGAGAUGGGGAGGGGGAAGAUAGAGAUAAAGAAGAUAGAGAACCCAACCAAUAGGCAGGUGACAUACUCCAAGAGGAGGACAGGGAUCAUGAAGAAGGCAAAGGAGCUGACUGUGUUAUGUGAUGCUGAGGUUUCCAUCAUCAUGUUCUCCAGCACCGGCAAGUUCUCCGAGUACUGCAGCCCUUCCACCGACACCAAGAAGAUAUUUGAUCGCUACCAGCAGGUCUCCGGAACCAACCUGUGGAGUGCACAAUACGAGAGAAUGCAAAACAACCUCAACCAUCUGAAGCAGAUUAACCGCAACCUGCGUAGAGAAAUAAGGCAAAGAAUGGGUGAAGGCUUGGAUGGGAAGGACAUAGAGGAACUGCGCGGUCUUGAGCAAAAUUUGGAUGAAGCAUUGAAGGUUGUUCGCAAUAGAAAAUAUCAUGUGAUCAGUACUCAGACAGAUACCUACAAGAAGAAGCUGAAGAACUCCCAAGAAGCUCACAGGAACUUACUGCAUGAACUGGAGAUGAGAGAUGACCACCCAGUUUACGGAUUCAUUGAAGACGAGCCUACCAGUUACGAAGGUGCUCUCGCGCUCGCCAAUGGCGGAGCUCACAUGUACUCGUUCCGAGUUCAGCCAAGCCAGCCGAACCUUCAUGGCAUGAGAUAUGGCUCCCAUGACCUUCGUCUAGGUUAAGUUCAUGGCGCCCACAAUGUGUGUUAUCCACUAUACUGCAGCAGUAUCUUCUGCAAAACAGAUAGUAAGUGUGCUGUGUUAUUUACUGGCUAUGCUUCAGUUGUCUUGCAUGGUUUGAGGAGGUGAAACUUUUAACUGUGGUGUUCGCUCAUGUAUUAUGAAUCUAUGCUUGAUGGAACUCUUAUGUGAAACCAGUGUUGGAUUGGCA
Messenger RNA from Musa acuminata subsp. malaccensis (wild Malaysian banana), 1010 nucleotides. Its product is annotated as MADS-box transcription factor 16-like. Gene Ontology annotation, biological process: positive regulation of transcription by RNA polymerase II. NCBI's taxonomy places the organism in Eukaryota, Viridiplantae, Streptophyta, Magnoliopsida, Zingiberales, Musaceae. Gene Ontology annotation, molecular function: protein dimerization activity; DNA-binding transcription factor activity, RNA polymerase II-specific; RNA polymerase II cis-regulatory region sequence-specific DNA binding. The record is from RefSeq and is a predicted model, not a curated record. Gene Ontology annotation, cellular component: nucleus.